AGUGUCGUGGCCAGUCGUGGCAUGCCGCUUACCCCGCCUGGUUCUCAUUGGCUGCGUCAAAGUAUUGUUUAUGACGUUUCGUUCUGAACUGUUAUUGAUGGUCUUGUGCUUGUUUUUUCGUCGUGAUGAUGGUAAUGAUUGAGGAGCAUUGCGAGGUCUUAACAAGUUUAAUGAGUCGCCGGUGGAUUCUCGUGAAUGCACGUUUUUAGUUGCACUCAUGACAACAGUAACAUAUAGAAUGAGUGAAGAUGUACAAGAAAGAGCAAGUUUCGCAGCCCGCGAUGUGCCUACUUACGGCGCCGUGGUUGACCCGACUGCUGACGAUCUGGUGCCACUGUUGGAGGACAUGGACCCAAAGGGAGGAGUCAGCACACAGAUUCUUAUGGCACAAGAAGACCAACUUCCGAAAGCUGCAAAAUUGCCGCAGUAUGUUGCUGCUGUGUCAGUUACGUUGGGUGGAUUCGCACUGGGCAAUGUCCUCUCAUGGACGUCACCAACACAAGGAGUUCUUGAAGACAAACUCGGCACGAAUUCCUGGGCAUGGGUCGGUGCCUUAAUGGCUCUCGGAGCUGCUGUUGCAGUUCUUCCAGUAGGGUACCUGAUUGACAAAAUUGGACGUAAAUACACAAUGUUGGGACUGGUUCUGCCAUUCACAGCUGGAUGGGCACUCAUAGCAUGGGCUGACGACUCAGCAGCAAUGUACAUGGUGGGGCGGUUCAUCACAGGCAUGAUGGGUGGAGCGUUCAGCCUCACAGCCCCUGCAUACACAAGUGAGAUCUCGGAGAAGGAGAUACGUGGCAGACUGGGAAGCUACUUCCAGCUGAUGUUGACAAUUGGCAUCCUGUUUGUGUAUGGACUUGGCAGUGUGCUGACAGUAUUUGAGCUCUCUGUGGUUUGUGGAGUUGUGCCGCUUGUGUUUGGAGUGGUAUUCCUGUUCAUGCCAGAGACACCUCUGUACUACUUGCAGCAAGGGCAGAAGGACCGUGCAGAAGCCUCCCUGAAGUGGUUCAGAGGACGGAACUAUGCCGUGGAGUCUGAACUUCAGGAGAUACAGACAUCAGUUGAUGAAGUCGCUGCCCAGAAGCUGUCCAUCACAGAAGCAUUCAGAACAACAGAAGCCAAAAGGGGGCUUAUGAUUGCAUUUGGUCUCAUGAUCUUCCAGCAGCUUAGUGGGGUGAAUGCUGUCAUCUUCUAUGCUACAGACAUUUUUAAAAGCGCUGGGAGUACACUUGAACCAUCUACAGCAACAAUAAUUGUGGGUGUGAUCCAGGCGGUUGCCACGUUCAUCUCAACUCUUGUUGUUGACCUCCUUGGGCGCCGAAAACUUCUUCUGCUCUCAGACUUUGUCAUGGCCAUCUGCACUCUGCUUCUUGGGAUCUAUUUCUACCUGAGGAAUGAAACAGAUUUUGAUGAUAGCAACCUUGGCUGGUUGCCUCUCACUAGCGUGUGCUUAUUUAUUGUUGUGUUCUCGCUUGGUUAUGGCCCAAUCCCCUGGAUGAUGGUGGGUGAACUGUUUGCUCCUCAGAUCAAAGGGUUUGCAAGUUCUUUCUCUUGUGUUCUGAACUGGAUUCUGGCAUUUGUUGUAACAAGGUUUUACUCAGAUUUAGCCCUCUCGUUUGGCACACACACAACAUUCUGGAUAUUUGCUGUUAUAUCAGCUAUCGGGACAGCAUUUGUUUUCUUCUUUGUCCCAGAAACUAAAAGCAAGACACUGGACCAGAUCCAGAAGGAACUGGGUGGGUCUGCACCAGCCCCUUCAGUUGCAACUGCAGACAUUCCAAAGUGUUGAGUUCAGUACCUGCAAGCUCAAGCUCAGAUUCAAACCAAAGAAUUACAUUGUUGUGGUCAAAGCAGUAUGGAAUGUGGUAUAAAUUGGGAAGCAUAUUUGCAUGCACAAGAGUGCUCAGCACAUUGUGCCUCAUUUCAUGCACAGUAUAGACAGUGUCACGUAACUUCGAACAAGGCCCUGCAUUCCUAGUCAAAUCCCGCGCGUAGCUUGUAGUGGGAGGAGUUUCUUAACACUCUUUCUUCCACUUUCAACGACCCCUCUCACACCCUCAAACCCACCCCCUUGUCUGAAAUUUUUCUUCUGUGCAUUCAAGGCUACUCUUGGCCUUGUUUGAAGCUAUGUGACACUAUAGAAGCAGUAGACUGAACUGCUGAAUCAUUUGCCAGUGUUCAGUUUCUCAGCUCAGGCGUGGCAUGUGUCGACUGAAGAGUGUAAUUGCUUCUGUAACAAAUUAAUGGGCAGUUCACUCAGCUUUUCUAUGAAAUACUAUUCAUGGCCAUAUCCAUUUCAGUUAUGGACUUGAUUUUCACAUUAGCUAUAUAAAUUCUGAGCACAUAAAGCAUAAUGCCAUGGGGGAUGUUCAGGAAGUAAGGUUCCCUACCAAGCGCUUUGUUUUUUGGUAGGUGGUAGCAUUUAGUAAGGCUGGGAGGUCACCAGUUCCACAAUGAUGAAGAUGAGUGAAUGUGUGUUGCUGAAUGGUUGCAGAUGCAAGAGCGUGAUUUCUACUGUGAUGGAAUGUUUAAACUUGUGCCAAGCUGGGACAUAUGCAUCGUUUUGUACAGGGAUUGAGUGGCAUAAGUGAGCUGCAUCUAAUGUUAUGAUGAACCCUCAUUUAGUUUGUAUGUCCUAAGGAACCUUAAUUAUUGAACAACCUUCAUAUUAUCCUAAUACCUGUUGUUCAGCACUGCAUAACCUGAUGCAAAUUUGUUCAUAAUGGUACCUGUAAGUGUAGCUUACAGGCUACAGUGUAGCCAGACUGAGUACAGAAACUUGUGUCUCACCACACCACACCAUGCUACAUUCCACUAUUGUGAAGCAUUUUAGGAUUCUGAGUUUUUAAUGUUAAUAAUAAGUGUUUUUAUUGUUAUUUAUAUUAUGGAAGUGAUGUUAUGCAAUUGAGUACUUACCUGUAUUAAUAAAUGGAAAAUUUGCAAGUAAUGUUGAAGCCUGCUGAGUUUCAGGAUGGGAUGUGGGGGAAUGAUGCUGUCGGUAGUUUCACUGUAUACUAAUGAAUGGAUGGAUUAUGGAUGAAUGAUAAAAUUGAAAAUGUUUUUGAAGCAAUCAUGGCCUAAUUGAAGAAGUUUCUCUGCAUUUAUCUUGAGGGACUGAGGCAAACCAAUGAAACAUAAUAGUUCUUGUCCCAGCUGAGAACUGAACCAAGCAGCUCCUGAAUAUUACUCGAGAGUGUUACUGCUACACCAAACUGUUUAGUGAAAUGUGAUUACAUUUUUAUUAAUUUCUAUAUAUAUAUGAACAGCCUAGAAAACCUCUGUCCACUAAAGUUGGCACUAACUUCGCUGACAAGCGGCGUUCACUCAGUCCGUAUAGUUUGCUUGGAGACUAAAACCACGGAGUUUGUUUUUGUUGUUUGUAUAUACAUGUAUAUAUGAUCAGAAUUAGUUAGGGGACCAUGUGUGUGUGUGUCC
Cryptotermes secundus is the source of this 3435-nucleotide messenger RNA. RefSeq names its product facilitated trehalose transporter Tret1. Gene Ontology annotation, biological process: carbohydrate transport; transmembrane transport. NCBI's taxonomy places the organism in Eukaryota, Metazoa, Arthropoda, Insecta, Blattodea, Kalotermitidae. Bases 218 to 1789 code for a protein of 523 amino acids. Gene Ontology annotation, molecular function: sugar transmembrane transporter activity. The transcript is spliced from 6 exons. The record is from RefSeq and is a predicted model, not a curated record. Gene Ontology annotation, cellular component: membrane.